This is a messenger RNA of Colletotrichum chrysophilum, 3492 nucleotides long. RefSeq lists its product as uncharacterized. Gene Ontology annotation, molecular function: single-stranded DNA binding; damaged DNA binding. Gene Ontology annotation, biological process: double-strand break repair via homologous recombination. Gene Ontology annotation, cellular component: Smc5-Smc6 complex; nucleus; site of double-strand break. Lineage: Eukaryota; Fungi; Ascomycota; Sordariomycetes; Glomerellales; Glomerellaceae. The record is from RefSeq and is a predicted model, not a curated record. Bases 1 to 3492 code for a protein of 1163 amino acids. The transcript has 4 exons.
AUGGCUCCUCCCAAAAGAUCUCGUGCCGCUGUAGAGGCGGAGGAAGUGUUGGAUGUUCGGCGGGCACGAUCCUAUCUUAGCCAAGACGCGUCUUCCAAAAGAGUCCGACUAUCCUACUCUACCCACGAAAAACGGGAAGACGAAAGCUCCAGUUUGGAUACCGAGGCCACUGGCAACCAAGACGAAGACGAAGACGAGAAUGGACGAGGCAGACAAGAUUCGCCUCCUCGCACUCAGUACGAAAUUGCCCGCGACGAUGGAUUUAGGCAUUUGCAAUACGAAGACCAGGAUGAUCAGCGCGCCACACAGAAAAUUAAGAGCCGCCCGCAACGAAUCGGCGAGAACCACGCCGCCGAGAACGGCAUCAUAGAAAGUGUCGAGUGUUUCAACUUCAUGUGCCACGAGCGUCUCUUUGUUGAGCUGGGGCCAUUGAUCAACUUCAUCGUUGGAGAGAAUGGAAGCGGAAAAAGUGCCGUGCUGACCGCUCUUACUCUCUGCCUCGGCGGCAAAGCAAGUUCAACAAAUCGAGGCGGAAGCCUGAAAAGCUUCAUCAAGGAAGGCCGAGACAACUCUAUCAUCAUCGUCAGAAUCAAGAACCAGGGUGUCGAUGCCUAUCGGCCAGAAAUAUAUGGCGACACCAUCAGAGUCGAGCGUCACUUUUCCCGGGCUGGCUCCAGCGGCUUCAAGCUCAAGAGUGUGACGGGCAAAACGAUAUCUACGAAGAAGGCCGAUGUCGACGAAAUCUCCGAAUACUGGGCCUUUCAAGUCGACAACCCGCUUAAUGUUCUUUCACAGGACAAUGCGCGUCAGUUUUUGAACUCUUCAUCCGCUUCUAUGAAGUACAAAUUUUUUGUCCGUGGUGUCCAACUCGAACAACUCGACAAUGACUACAAGCUACUGACGGAGAUCCUUGAAAGCCAUGAGGCCAAACUUCCAAGUCUGGAGGAACACGUCCGACGCUCUGAGCGUGAAUUCUCAGAGGCGCGCAAGCUGAGAGACAUAGCCCAAAGGAACGAGGAGAUGAGGAGGGAGUAUCGUCGUCUUCGAAAUCAGCUCUAUUGGUCUCAGGUGGCAGAGCAGGAGGAUAUCCUUCAACAAUGCGACGAUCAAAUCGCCUCGCUGGACGAAAUUAUCAGUGGCGCUGAGUCAUCGAUUGAGCAAAAAUCACAAGCCUUGUCUCACUGCGAUGAGCUGCUGGCGCGUGCUCAGGCAGCACUUCAUGAGAAACAGAUGGAGGCUACCACGAUUGAUGAAGAUGUCGCCGCUGCCAGAGCGGAGUUUGAUGAGGCCAAGGCUCAAGUCACAGACAUACAUCGUCAGCUGAGAGAUGUGCAGCAGCGUCACAGCAAUGCAAAGGCAUGGGUAAAGGACUCUGAACAGAAAAUCCAAGCAGAAGAACAGCGACUGGAUGCUGGUGCCGGCAGUGCCCGACAAGAACUCGAAGCACGGCUGAACGACGCCAAGUCGGAUGAAUCCAGCACCAGGGAGAGAAUGGAUCAGGGUGCCAACGCCAUGCCAGAGCUUCGUGAUGCGCUCAAAGCAGCUCAGUCUACUGAGAACGCGGGCAGACUAGACAUAAAUAAGAAGAGAGAAGAAAUCUCGUCAGCUGAAUCGCGCCUGCAGACCCUCCAGCGAAACGGAGGAUCGGCAUAUGCUGUCUUUGAUAGAAGCAUUCCUGCUCUUCUUCAAGCCAUUGAACAAGACAGUGGCUUCGAAGAGAAGCCCGUUGGUCCGAUCGGAGCUCACAUUCAGCUCCUCAAAGCUGAGUGGGGGGGUAUUCUAGAUACAACUCUAGGUGCGACGUUGGAUAGCUUCCUUGUGGCAAACAAGAGAGACCAGCAACGGCUGGCAAGGUUGAUGCAGCGCUUCACUUGGGGCCGCACCCCGCCGAUCAUCAUCGGCAAGCGUUUGCCGCCCAAUAUGAACCUGAGAGAGCCCGACGAAAGAUUCGACACAGUUCUCCGCGUUCUCCGAUUCGACAAUGACUGGGUCCGCAGCCAGCUUAUCGUCGCCCAUUCCAUUGACAGGAUCAUUCUCAUAAAGGAGAGGAAAAAAGCCGAGGAUGUUAUGCUUAACCACUCACCACCGCCAAACGUGCAAGUGUGUCUUGCGUUCCAUGACGGUGCCAGCAAGCGCGGUCAUGGACUCCGAAUCCAGGCCAAAGAGACGGGCGCGAAUACAUCACCAAUCAACGCUUACAAUAGAAUGCCGAGAAUGAAGUCAGAUAACGAGACACAGGUCAAACUUCAAGGAGAGGCAUUAGCUCAUCUGCGGGGUGAGCUGCGGUCUCUAGAGACAAACCAGCGACGGCUCGAGCAGUCAUCGGCCAAAUGCAAGGCGAAUCUAAAUGCCCAGGAAUUAGGAAAUCAGUCUUUGGAGCGGCAGCUGCGCAGGGCUCAGGCCCAUAUCGAGAGUAUUUCAGCGGAGCUUGAUCAAUACGAAGGAGCCGAUGGCAGACUCGUAGGUCUUCGAGAGGAGCUGGAGAAGGCCAAAGCGGAAAAAGACCACCAAGGCACUCAGUAUGGAGAGAUGAAGCUGAGACAAGAAGAACUAAACAAGAAGACGGAGGAAUACAAGAGGAAGAGCGACGAGGAGAAGAGAAGACUCAAAGACUACGAUGCUCAGCUGAACAAACUACAACUCGCUGUUACGAGAGCCGAAGACCUACGGAAGCUUGCCGUUAUGGAGAAGAAUCGCGCCUUCGAGGACCGCGAUAAUGCGAUUGAAGACAAACGACGAGCUGAGUCGAAGCGUGACCAGCAGGCCGAAACCGUGGCCAACUUCACUCACCAAGCUAUGGAGAAGGCACCGAAUCGUGUGUACAUCGCCGAGGGCGAAACACACAAGACCAUCGAAGCCAAAUACGCGACUAUACACCAGCAACUAGAGAAGAGGGCUCAGAGGCUGGGUGCUUCAGACGAGGAGAUCAAAGAGCGGGCAGCGAGAGCUGAAACAGCCUACGAAGCCGCGAAGCAGCUCUACCAGGGCCAGUUGGAGGAGCAGGCCGCAGGAAAGCUCAACUUGGAAGACCGGUUGAACCGAUGGCGUUUGUUCCAGCGUCACAUCUCGGCGCGAGCACGCAUUUGCUUCCAAUAUCUCCUCAGUGAGCGUGGAUUCAAAGGCAAGCUUGCGAUCGACCAUCCUCAGAAGAGACUGUCGCUUUUCGUGGAGCCAGACGAGACGAAGAAAGGCACCGGUGGCAGAAGCACGAAGACACUGUCAGGCGGCGAGAAGUCUUUCUCGUCAAUUUGCAUGCUGCUGGCUAUUUGGGAGGCCAUGGGUUCGCCUCUGAGAUGUCUUGACGAGUUUGACGUCUUCAUGGAUAACGUCAACCGCACGAUCAGCACAAAGAUGCUGAUUGAGGCGGCGCGACGCUCGGUAUCUCGCCAGUACAUCAUGAUCACACCCAACGCCAUCGAAGGACGGGCAUCGCUUGAUGAGGAUGUGAAAGUCAUUCGGUUGACCGAUCCUCGACAGCGGACUUUGGUUUGA